This is a messenger RNA of Colletotrichum destructivum, 510 nucleotides long. RefSeq lists its product as uncharacterized. The record is from RefSeq and is a predicted model, not a curated record. The transcript has 2 exons. Bases 1 to 510 code for a protein of 169 amino acids. Lineage: Eukaryota; Fungi; Ascomycota; Sordariomycetes; Glomerellales; Glomerellaceae.
AUGCGAAUAGCCUUCAUCUACUUGGACGAAGGAUUGUUGGAUGGCAACGAAGUCUUUGCCGUCGUUGAUCAAGUCCACACGCGGGGUUGGUCAUUCGGUCAGGGAGUUUUUAGCACACUGGACAUAUUCUAUCUGGCCCAGAUAGCAGCCGGUAUAUAUCCCUCUUUUUACCAAGUAAACGACGACUUGCCCUUGACAAACGGCUUUGACUCGUUCUACGCCGAGCGGCGUCAGCUGCUCAACCAGGAGGCGUGGAGGAAGCAAUACUCAGCGGUCUUCCUCGCCCAGCCGACCUCAGCUCGCUUCUACCGUCUCCCCGACCUGCGAGACCUACCACAUUCAAACGACCCGCUGGGUCAGCUGCGACAGCAAAAGAAGACUGACCAGUUCACCAAGCUGAUAAGAUUGUGCGUACAUGCUGGAGAACAGCCGGCCCUCCCUGACACAACCCUGACCGAGGUCAUCCUCUCCACCCUCCGGCAGACCAUCGUAACGCCAACAAAACUAUAA